AUGGCUAUGGAGAUUUCUUACAGGGGUGGGAAUUUGUGGGCAAAAAUUAUUAGAUCUGUUUAUGGGGAUGUGGUGUGGGGUUCAGAGGGGCUGGAAAUUAGAGGGAAUCAGAGGUCUAAAAGUAGCUGGUGGGGAAAAAUCGUCGAGGGAGGAAGAGGGGUGACAGCGAAGUGGUUUGAGAAUAAUCUUGUGAGAAGUAUUGGAAAUGGGAGAGAAACGUUGUUUUGGGAGCAUAGGUGGGUGGGAAAUCAACCGUUAAAAAUUAGGUUUCCAAGACUUUAUUUUAUUAGUUCACAGAAAGGAAACUCCAUCAGUGACAUGGGUAGUUGGGAAGAUGAUGUCUGGGCGUGGAAUCUGAAGUGGAAUAGAGAGCUUUUCCAGAGAGAAAGUGGGCGGGUAAACGAACUGAUAUCUGUCAUCUCCUCCAUUUCUCCACAUGCAGGUAAAGAAGAUAGGUGGACAUGGAAAGCAUCAACAGAAGGUGUGUUCACAACUAAGUCGGUGUACUCUUUAAUCAAAGAUUUGCGAACGGCAGGGAGGAUUUUGGAGGCUAAUGCAAUGAGGUCGGCGAAAGCAUGGAAAAUUAGUGCUCCUCAAAAAGCAAAAGUGACGAUGUGGAGAAGCUUCAGAAACCGGUUACCUACGUGCGACAACUUGAAAAAGAGGAGAAUCCCACUUGAAGAGGCUGAGUCCAUGUGUAAUGCUUGCUGCUACCGGGAAGAAACAGUCCAGCACUUGUUUUUGCUUUGCCCGAAGACAGAAAUGAUUUGGAAUGGAAUUCAAAAAUGGUUGGGAGUCCAUUCUGUUCGGCCUAACAACAUUGAAGCACAUUUCGACUCUUUCACUAACCUUGGAAAGGGAAAGCAAAGCAGAAAAUUCUUGGAAGCAUUAUGGGUGUGUAUCAUUUGGCUCGUCUGGAAAAGUCGAAAUGAAAGUAGAUUUGGAGGUAAGAACUGGGAAGUCACCAAGAUGAUGGGAGAAAUUAAAGCAAGGAUAUGGAGUUGGAACAAGAGUUUUGGUUUGGCUGAUUUGGGAACCGAUUUUGUUUCAUGGUUCUCUGAUUUUUCUCACUUUCUUGUUUAA
Messenger RNA from Salvia miltiorrhiza (redroot sage), 1083 nucleotides. RefSeq lists its product as uncharacterized. The transcript has a single exon. NCBI's taxonomy places the organism in Eukaryota, Viridiplantae, Streptophyta, Magnoliopsida, Lamiales, Lamiaceae. The record is from RefSeq and is a predicted model, not a curated record. The coding region runs from base 1 to 1083 and encodes 360 amino acids.